GCAAUAAAUAGCCACAAUUCUCACUCAUUUGUUUUCAGUUUUCACUAGUCACUCCCCAACAAUACACAAUACACAACACAAAAUCCCAUUUUUCAUUUUUUUUUCUCUCACCACCUCCUAGGUUUUCUACUCUCUCCCUCGCUUAAUUUGGCGGGAAAAUCCCUAGAUAGAGAGUGUGAUUAUUUCUUUCUUUCUUUCUGGAAUCUGGGAAUAGAGAAGAAGAAGAAGAAGAAGAAUUGGAAUUAGAAUGGGGAAGGAGGAGGAGGAGAUGAGAGGUGAAAUAGAAGAGAGGUUAAUAAACGAAGAGUACAAGAUUUGGAAAAAGAACACUCCUUUUCUCUACGACCUUGUUAUAACCCACGCGCUCGAGUGGCCUUCUCUCACCGUUGAAUGGCUUCCCGACAGGGACGAGCCGCCGGGGAAGGACUACUCCGUUCAGAAGAUGAUUCUUGGGACCCACACAUCCGAGAACGAGCCCAACUACCUCAUGCUCGCUCAGGUCCAGCUCCCUCUCGACGAGGCCGAGAACGAUUCACGCCACUACGACGACGACCGCCCCGACCUCGGUGGCUUUGGCGCCGCCAACGGCAAGGUGCAAAUAAUCCAGCAGAUAAAUCAUGAUGGAGAGGUUAAUAGAGCUCGUUACAUGCCUCAGAACCCCUUUAUUAUUGCCACUAAGACUGUCAGUGCCGAGGUUUAUGUCUUUGAUUACAGCAGGCAUCUGUCUAAGCCUCCGCUAGAUGGGGCAUGUAACCCUGAUCUUAGAUUGAGAGGUCACAAUACCGAAGGGUAUGGCUUGUCAUGGAGCAAGUUCAAGCAGGGCCAUUUGCUGAGUGGCUCCGAUGAUGCUCAGAUAUGCUUGUGGGAUAUUAAUGCAACUCCUAAGAAUAAAACCCUUGAAGCUAGUCAGAUAUUCAAGGUUCAUGAGGGUGUUGUGGAGGAUGUCGCUUGGCAUUUGAGGCAUGAGUACUUAUUUGGUUCUGUUGGUGAUGAUCAAUAUUUGCUUAUAUGGGAUCUCCGAACACCGUCAGUCACCAAACCUGUCCAAUCUGUUGUUGCCCAUUCAAGUGAGGUUAAUUGCUUGGCUUUCAAUCCCUUUAAUGAAUGGGUUGUUGCUACUGGUUCCACUGAUAAAACUGUGAAGCUAUUUGAUCUGCGCAAGAUCAGUACUGCACUUCACACCUUUGAUUGUCACAAGGAGGAAGUAUUCCAGGUUGGUUGGAAUCCAAAGAAUGAGACAAUCUUGGCUUCUUGUUGUCUUGGUAGGAGACUCAUGGUGUGGGAUCUUAGCAGGAUUGAUGAAGAGCAGUCACCAGAAGAUGCGGAAGAUGGUCCACCAGAACUGCUUUUCAUUCAUGGUGGCCAUACAAGUAAAAUAUCUGACUUCUCUUGGAACCCAUGUGAAGAUUGGGUGGUUGCUAGUGUGGCUGAAGACAACAUACUUCAAAUAUGGCAGAUGGCAGAGAACAUAUACCAUGACGAAGAUGAUCUGCCGGAAGAGUCCACUAAGGCUUCUUAAUGUUAUAAUAACUUGUCAUGAUAGUUAGUUGUGUUGGUCCUGUUGCUCCCUUUUUCACCUUAGUUGAAGCUGUGUUUUUGUAAGUUA
Messenger RNA from Arachis ipaensis, 1606 nucleotides. RefSeq names its product Transducin/WD40 repeat-like superfamily protein (gene MSI1). The record is from RefSeq and is a predicted model, not a curated record. NCBI's taxonomy places the organism in Eukaryota, Viridiplantae, Streptophyta, Magnoliopsida, Fabales, Fabaceae. Gene Ontology annotation, molecular function: protein binding.